Molecule: messenger RNA, 1090 nt
Organism: Ceratitis capitata (Mediterranean fruit fly)
Lineage: Eukaryota; Metazoa; Arthropoda; Insecta; Diptera; Tephritidae
Gene: Cpr57A
Product: Larval cuticle protein LCP-17
Exons: 3
Coding region: 172-774 (200 amino acids)
Cellular component (GO): chitin-based extracellular matrix
Molecular function (GO): structural constituent of chitin-based larval cuticle
Source: RefSeq, a predicted model, not a curated record
GCGAGUUUUUAGUAACGCGAAACAUUUGCUGUCGUACACAACUGCCAACCGAGUGAUUAGGCAAAGUAGAGAGAUUAUUGCAAAAUUGCAUAAAUAAAUAACGAAAGAUUUCAUAAAUUCAUUGUGAACGUGUAAAAUUUGUGUUUCCCGAAAAAAUCGGUAUUCGUCAAAAUGAAAUUGUUUACUAAAUUGGUAAUCGCUCUCACAAUCGUUUGCGCACGCGCCGACGUCUCGCAUAUUCUGCACCAAAGUGGCCACGAAACCACACCACAGCCGGGGCCACCAAACCCCUAUGUCUUCAGCUAUCAAGCCGGACGUGCGCCUGGCCACGUCGAUCGUCAACACACUGAAGUCUCCGACGGUUCGGGUGUUGUGCGUGGCGCCUUCUCCUAUGUGGAUCCCAAGAAUCAAUUGCGUACCGUGCAAUAUGUUGCCGAUGAGCAUGGCUUUCAUCCGCAAUUGAGUCACGAACAGGAGGAUACGGAGGCCGUGAAGGCGGCUAAGCGCAAACAUUUGGCUUUGUAUAAUCGUAUUGCGCAAGAACAUGCCGCUGGUGGUGCGCCUGGUGGGCUACAGAGCGCCUACGCCGCUGGUCCACGCAAUACAGAAGCUGUCGCUUACGCCACACACAAACAUCUGAGCGAAUACGAACGCAUUGCCGCCGAACAUGCGCGCAUGCGUGCCGAAUUGGAAGCACAGCGUUUGAAUAAUCCACAGGAAGAUGGUCAAUAUCAUGGCGAGGAGGAACAGCAAUAUCUACAACAACAUUACUAAUUUAUUUCAAAUGCUUAUAUGCAGUAAAUCUACACUUAUAUACACAUUUACUUAGUAUUGUAUAUAGUGUAUGUGCAGGAGUAUGUAUUUCUACCCACAUAAAUGUAUGUAUGUACAGUCCUCCCACUACUUCGUAGUUAAUUUUCAUAGCAACUUUUGUUUUGUGUAAUUUUAAUUUAACAGUAAUUACUAAAAUGUAUAUAUUUAAAUAUAUAUAUAUAUGUUUUUGUAUGUAGUAUAUGCGUAUGAAGUUUAGCUGCAAAAUUCAUUUUGCUUGCCAAUAAAAAAAAAACAAAAUUGUUUAUAUUUUACCGCA